Astyanax mexicanus (Mexican tetra) is the source of this 1431-nucleotide messenger RNA. Its product is annotated as Fc receptor-like protein 5. The transcript has 6 exons. Bases 1 to 1431 code for a protein of 476 amino acids. The record is from RefSeq and is a predicted model, not a curated record. Gene Ontology annotation, molecular function: transmembrane signaling receptor activity. NCBI's taxonomy places the organism in Eukaryota, Metazoa, Chordata, Actinopteri, Characiformes, Acestrorhamphidae. Gene Ontology annotation, biological process: cell surface receptor signaling pathway.
AUGUCAGGAAUCCCAGUCAAAAGUUUCUACAGCCAGUCCAAACAGAAAUAUGGGCCAGCUUUACCCAGAGCUAUACUGACUGUAGAUCCAGACAGUACUGUGUUCACUGGAGAGUCAGUCACUCUGAAGUGUGAGAUUACUGGUUAUGAUGGAUGGAGAUAUCAGUGGUUUAAAGGCAGCAGUAGAACUGCCGUCUUAAAGUCUCAGCGAAACACCUUCACCUUCAUCGGUUCAGCAGCAGAUCAGGAUCAGUACUGGUGUAGAGGAUUGAGAUACUAUACCAGACCCAUAUCAUCACAGGACAGUAAUAAAAUUACACUUACAGUCAGAGAGGUACAAAACGCUGUGGUGUCCAUAAAUCCUGAUAAUCAGGUGUUCAGAGGAGAGACUGUCAUUCUCAGGUGUGACCUACAGGAAGGCGGAGGCACUGAGUGGAGAUACAACUGGUAUAAGAAUGGAAACACAGUUUACUCAGAUAUCACCUCACAGGAGAUCAGACUCAGCAGUGUUUCAGAGUCAGACAGUGGUGAAUACGCCUGUAUAGGGAAAAUAGCAGGAACCCAACGCUACUCGCACUACAGUUCUGCUGUUAUACUGACUGUAUCAGAUUUACCCCGAGCUACACUGACUGUAGAGUCCAGGUGGAGACCCGUGUUCACUGGAGAGUCAGUCACUCUGAAGUGUGAGAUUACUGGUUAUGAUGGAUGGAGAUAUCAGUGGUAUAAAGGCAGCAGUAGAACUGCCGUCUUAAAGUCUCAGAUCAACACCUUCACCUUCACCAUCAGUUCAGCUGAAGAUCAGGAUCAGUACUGGUGUAGAGGAAUAAGAGACAACAGACCCACAUCAUCACAGAACAGUAACAGAGUGGAUCUCUCUGUUAAAGUUACAACUCCUUCGGUCACUCUGAUCGUCAGUCCCAGCAGAUCUCAACACUUUACUACUGACUUUCUCUCACUGAUCUGUGAGGGACAGAGUGACUCUACUGGAUGGAGAGUGAGACGAUACUCACUCAGUGAGAGUAAGGUGUCAGAUUGUUCAUCAGGCUGGGGAUCAGUUACAGGAUCUACAUGCAGCAUCAGCUCCCUCUACACAUCCCACACUGGAGUGUACUGGUGUGAGUCUGAAUCUGGAGGAAGCAGCAGUCCUGUUAACAUCACAGUGGACGAGGGAGAUGUAAUUCUGGUGAGUCCUGUCCAUCCUUUGACUGAGGGAGAUCCUCUGACUCUACACUGUUUAUUUCUCUACACAAAGCCCUUAGACCUCACAGCUGAUUUCUAUAAAGAUGGAUUAUUACUCCAGACCCAGACUACAGGAGAGAUGACCAUCCCUACUGUCUCAAAGUCAGAUGAAGGUCUCUACCACUGUACAAUCCUACAGAUUGGAGAGUCUCCACAGAGCUGGAUCUCAGUCAGAGGUUUGCAUCUAAAAUAG